This is a messenger RNA of Fusarium coffeatum, 1701 nucleotides long. RefSeq lists its product as uncharacterized. The record is from RefSeq and is a predicted model, not a curated record. The transcript has a single exon. Lineage: Eukaryota; Fungi; Ascomycota; Sordariomycetes; Hypocreales; Nectriaceae. Bases 1 to 1701 code for a protein of 566 amino acids.
AUGGCCACAAUCGAGCCGCGCUUGAUCCAUCUGCUCAACGAGCCGACGAAGCCGCAGAAUAAUCAUACUGAUCUUCCUCCGCUUCAUUCUCUCUCCUUUACUACGACUACGGAUCGAUCUUUGCCGCCACUUGAGCCGCUUGAUACCAACCACCGCGGUGAUAGAGCAGGACCCGAUACACAGUCUGUUAGCGCUGGUGGCUCAAUACAAAUUUCUACCGAUGAUGCUGCUUUUGACCAUCGCAAAGAGGGAGCGGGCCAAGAUGGAAAAUUCAUGUCAGCGUCCGGUGCAUUUCCGUUUCGUGUAGCUACGGGCGAUUCGGAAGUUGCAGAAUCUACCAGUUCGAUAGGCCGAAUCCUAGAUGAUGAUCAUGAGGCUCCUGACGACACUUCGACCAAGAAACGACACCGCGGCCUUCAUGUCAAGGAUGAUUUUGUACAACUUCCGCAACCUCUCAAAAAGCAGAAAGCCAACCAGCAAGCGCCGGUCAUGCCACCGAUCAUUAAUGGACUUCACGAACCUCCGCCACAUGCCGCUUUGUUCCCACCAAUUUCAUCUGAAUCAUUCGAUAAUAAUGAUUGUUCUCAGAUGAAGGUGCUGCCGGAAAUACUGCCAGAGAUACUACCGGAUUUUACACAGCCGUCUCAAGAAACCGAGUCAGAUUUCAAUGCUAACAAGGCACGGAAGCGGACUGCCAAGCCAAGAAGGAAAUGGUCAGAGGAAGAGACAAAUCAUCUCCUGUUAGGUGUCAAUCGACAUGGGGUAGGAAAAUGGACAAGUAUUCUCGAGGAUACCGAAUUUACGUUCAACGGCCGUACAGCUGGAGACCUCAAAGAUCGAUUCAGAACCUGUUGUCCCGACGAGCUUCGCAAAUCCAACAGAGCGCUCAAUGCGGAAUUGCCACAAUGGUCUGGUCGAGAGACGCUACAUCAGGGUAAACCAGAUGUUCACCUGGAAAAGAUAUUGAUAGAUGAAGAUGUUGCACUAGCAAAGGACGGCGCCUCAACUUCACAGCAAGAUAAUGAUACAUCCCCCCAAAAAAAGAAAAGCCGCGCGCAUCGCAAGAAGAUGGAGGAUCUUGUGGAGCUUGGUAUCCACGGGCCUUUUAAGAAAUCUCGCCGUCGCGAACGACGACCUUUUACUGAACAGGAUGACAUGGAAAUCCUCGAAGGUUUGAACAUCCAUGGCCCUGCGUGGACCAAGAUUCAACGGGACCCACGCUUCCAUCUUUCCAGUCGACAGCCGACAGAUCUGAGAGACCGGGUGCGCAAUAAGUAUGCAGAUGUUUAUCAACGCAUAGAGAAAGGUACCUUCCAAACCAAAGAGACGGGACGAGGAAAUGCUCUCAUGGAGCCAUAUGUAAGCAUUUCCAUCGAGAACUCGUUCAAGGCAUCCAAGGGCAAGACACUGGAACCACAGAUGAACACAUCAGCAGCACGCGAGGAUCUCCCUCGAUGGCCGGUCCACCAAAGGAUGGAUGCCAGUGAAAGCCUGGGAACGGCACAAGCUUUCGAUUUUAGCGAGGGCCCUGUACCUUUUAUGGGUGGUGAAAUGGAUAUUUCGCGUCUGCUGCUUGACGAUGCCAAGCUCUUGCCAGCAAGUUCACGCUUCGGGGUUGAUGGUGUUGCCAGUCUUUCUCCACAUGGUAAUGCUCCACAAAAGAGGCACGUCAAGGAUGAGAUACAACACUCGAGAAAGUAG